Messenger RNA from Monascus purpureus, 3871 nucleotides. The record is from the annotation of a GenBank genome assembly. Lineage: Eukaryota; Fungi; Ascomycota; Eurotiomycetes; Eurotiales; Aspergillaceae.
CUCAGGGCAAUUGGCCGCUGCAAGAAAGACUUCAAUCUCCUACGACUAUCCUUUUCCCCGCCGCCUCUGCCGUCAUCACUCCUGCUGGGAUUAAGCGCCCUCGAGCGCCUGUCGCGUCUCUCCUUCGCCAUCUGAGUCGUGUCCGUCUCGUUCCACCGUCAGCCUUGAAAUAGGCAUUCCUACACGUCGUCCCCAUUUCGCCUGCAAAAAAAAAACCGUUUCUUUUAUCAAUUUCCAAUCUCGUCGCAUCCAUCCGCAUAUACGCCCUCCUUCCGUCAACACUCUCUCCCUCCCGUGCGCUGCCUCUCAGCGGGCACGCAAAUCCAUCUCUCUAAUAGCUGCAGUUAGCAGCUCACUACCAUCGGCCUAUCUACAUGCUAUCGACCUACCCUGAGUUAUGACUUCUCAGGGUGUUUCUCGCAAGCGACCUGCUCCUGGCACAUCACCCAUCGUUCACCCCGCAAUACCUGCCAUGUCGAAUUUUCCGCCAAAUCCCGGUUCCCAGCUUUCAAAUGAUCAAUUCUUACAGUGGGGUCAGAAUCCUCCUGCGGCCGUUGUCAACCCUGCGUCAUUCCCUGAUGCUGGUUCGUACAGUGCCCCUAUCUUCCCUGCAACCCAGGAUGUGCCCACUGCUCCUCCUACUACUACUACUACUACUGCCACCAACACUACUUCUACAACCAGUCAGCUUGCACGCAGGCAACCACCAAACCAACUUGUCUCCCGCGGUCGAGGAUACGAUCAGUCUCCAACCAUAUUCUCGGACUCGGGUACUUCUACAUCUGAACCUGCUGGUGGAUGGGGGGAGAGCUUGGACCAUCUCUAUCAACGAGCCUUGAUCGCCAAGAAGGAUGCCCAGGCGAAGAGGAAGCAGAUUCCUCCAUUCGUGCAGAAGUUGAGCAGUUUUCUGGAUGAGUCUAAGAAUACCGAUCUGAUACGGUGGUCUGAUGAUGGUAAUUCGUUCAUUGUCUUGGAUGAAGAUGAGUUUGCCAGGACUCUGAUUCCCGAGCUUUUCAAGCACAACAAUUAUGCUUCCUUUGUUCGUCAACUGAAUAUGUAUGGCUUCCACAAGAAGGUCGGCCUAUCGGACAAUUCCAUGCGUGCUAGCGAACGGAAGAACAAGAGCCCUAGCGAAUACGCAAACCCGUACUUCAAACGUGGUCACCCUGACCUGCUGUGGCUGAUUCAAAAGCCCAAAAAUACGGGGCAGGGAGCUAAGUCGGCAAAGGCUAAUAUGCGGGUGAAGGCAGAGGACGGUGACGAUCAUGAGGCCGAUGACUAUGGAGAAGAUGCAUCUCGGGAUGAUCGCGGUCGAUCUCGCAGCCAACUCUCCCUCAUCUCGAAUGGUCUUUUACCGAAGGACCAACUUGCGGGGGUUUAUCGGGAGCUGCAAGCCAUCCGUCAACAGCAGCAGAUAAUAUCUAACACUAUCAACAAACUACGGAGAGAACAUGAACAGCUGUGCGCACAGGCCGCUAAUUUUCAGGAGCAACAUACCCGGCACGAGAAUUCCAUCAACGCGAUCCUCACAUUUCUGGCGACAGUGUACAACCGCAGUCUCCAGGGACAGGAUGGUUCACCGAACCUGGCCAACUCUCUUGCCGGUGCGAUUUCACAAGACCAGGGUAACGUUGUGGAUAUGGGAGAUGACUACUCGCUAAGCUCUCUGAACUCCGGUUUGAAUAGUCCAAAUGCUCAGAAGACGUUAAAGAAACAACCAUUGUUGUUGAAAGCUCCACCGGUGCCCGUCCGCCAGGGUCGCACACCCGCCCUCUCGCCUUCUUCCAAUGUCUCGCUCAAUUCAUCACGAUCACACAUUCGACAACCGAGUGCACCCGGUCAUGUUGAGGAAGUCUUCGAUAAUAGCCCUCGUCAGAAUAAUACGCCCGAUUCUAUCCAAACCGACAGCUUUCCUCAGCGGGAUAUCAUGUCCGUCAUUCAGAACUCGAAUGCACGGAGUGGCAUGCCUUCGAGCUAUACCGAUUUUCCGAACGUCCUCUCCUCUCUCGAAAAUUCUGGUGGCCAAAUUCCACUCACCCCGAAUCAGCGUGCUGAUAUGCUCCGACUUAUGGCUAACGAAACGAAUUCAGCUGACCCGAAUGUAUCGGCGACGUCGAACAAUGCCCUCAUCACUCCCACACCACCUCCGAUGCCACACAAUUAUACGGGUCGACUUGCAAAUACCCGUGCCGAGAUCGACAACCUUGUCAAGAUGCAGGCGGAGCAGGAUCGCUCGGUCCAAAACUUGACCGAUCUCUUACAGCCCCUCAGCCCAACAGGAACUAUCCCCGGCCUUGGGAGGAACGGUGCGAACGUACCCCCUCCGCCUCUUGACCUCGACCAAAUAUUCAACAAUGACUACUUCACUGAUAUUGACGAUGUCGAUUCCAAACACAACCUUGGUUUCGGCGACUCGACUACUUCCACUGGACCCGCUCCCGCGGCAGGUUUGGAUAAUGACUCGAUAAAAGAUGCAAACGACCUAUUCGACUUCGAUCACCUUCCAGCUGAAGGUGAUCUAUUUGGUGACACUUCGGCAACAACCAAUACGCCACAGAAUGCAGGCUACUUCGGUGGAUUUGAUGGCACAAGUGUCGCCGGCAAACCAAUCAACUCGACAGCGCCGGAUCCCAAUUUCACCGACGGCAAUAACAAUAUAGAUUCUGGUCGUGUUAUCGAAACACUUACUGAUAGCGAGGGAACGAGUCCUUCAAAUACGGUUGCCGAGAACUCGCCCCAGAUAGGCGCGAAAGAUUCUCAAGGGACUAAUGGAAAUGAUAACAAGGGAAAACGUCGAAGAUUGUCUUAACUUUCCCCUUCUAUGUCUUCCUUCUCUUUCUUUUUCUCCCUUUCCUUCUCCAUUUUCUUUCGUCUUUAUUUCUCUCUUCCUCGCCUUCUUUUUCAUUUCUUUCCCCUUCCGUCCAGCCAUUUUGGCUAACAAAAAUGCUGAGAGUGGCCAUCGAGCUCCCAGUCUAGAAGCAACCGAAAUGGCACUAACCUUGAUAUAAGAGGGAAUGCAAAAAGGGAGGAGAUGAGAAAGAAGAACGAAGAACAACAGAAUAGAAAGAGGAAGCAAUGGAGUGGACUACUGAGAAGCGCCGACUGAAAACAAAAUUGGUGGAUUUGGCGUUGAUGGAACUUUUGAGAAGUCGUCUCUUCGAGUCUCGUGAGUCUUGACGACCUCGUUUCCCUGAAGGCGUCCUCUUUCCAUCCGUUGGUCCCAUCCACCCUGUGUACAGGGUAUCGGCUUAUCACGGCGGCAUUUUGUCCCAUUUCCGUUUCUCUUGCAUGUGUCGCCUCAUUUUCUCUUUAGAUACGACAAGUAUGACUUCUCUGAGUUUCUGGUAACGGUGUUUUUGUUCUACAUGAAGCUAAGAUUGCAUUGUCUCACCUACGAUAUGCUUGUACGGGGUUAUGUAAUGACGUCUGAUUAUGAUGAAUUAGCCGGUCGGGAGAUGGUUCUUGGUCAAUGUCGGGUGUGCGGUGCCGUUGGUGUCAAUGUGUCUUAUUUGUUGUCCAUCACGGCUGGGUAGACGAGAAGACGGCGAACGAAGGAGAAGACAGGAGUUAAUAGCUGUCAAGGAGCUUUCCAUUAUUUCAUCGUCGAAGCGCACGUUGCAUACUGCAUUGCUGCGUACAUAUCAUAUGUAUGGACGUGUCUAUAUCUGACUUGAUUUCAUAUUAAUUCAGCCGAGGCUUUAGAGUGUGGAUUGCCCAGUUAUCCGUAUCUCAGAACUACUGACGUGCAGAAUUGAAGUAAUGAAAGCCCUGGUACAUCACGAUGUUGAUUAUAGUUGAUCACACCAUAUAGCUCUAGCAGAUGAUUCUUCCUAAGGAGUUCAAAGACGCCAUCCGUCUCAUGCGUUCUUGA